Messenger RNA from Arachis ipaensis, 819 nucleotides. RefSeq names its product RPM1-interacting protein 4-like. NCBI's taxonomy places the organism in Eukaryota, Viridiplantae, Streptophyta, Magnoliopsida, Fabales, Fabaceae. Gene Ontology annotation, cellular component: plasma membrane. The record is from RefSeq and is a predicted model, not a curated record.
UUGUCAUGGAUACUUGCCUGGAAACAGAAAUUAAACUGAACAACUGAACCUAAAAUUAGAAAAAGCAGCAACGGCGCGCACUAACAAACACUAUAUACUGUUUUCUUUUUCUGCCUUAUGGGUUAUAACUUAUGAACAAUUACGCGUACGGCUUACUUGUUCUUUCAAGUUCCAACAAAGCGAUUUGUUAUUCUUCCUUUGCUUCUUUCCCUCUCUCUCUCCUAAACAUUUAUAUACUUAACCAUUAUUCUGUAUCACCAGAAUCCAUUCAAUUGUUCUUUGCUUUCUCUUCUCUUCUAAACUCUUUCAACAUCUAUCAUCUUUUUCGUCUGAUUCUCAGCAUCCAUGGCCACGCAAGAAAGAGGUAGGCCAUUGCCAAAAUUCGGAGAGUGGGACGUGAACAAUCCGGCAACAGCAGAAGGUUUCACAGUGAUAUUCAAUAAAGCAAGAGAUGAGAAGAAGAUUGCAAAAAAUCUCCCAAGAGAGAAACUUGCCACCCAAGAAAAGAAAUAUAAUGCACCUCACAAGCCUGUUGCUUACACAAAACAUCCCCAAAAGCAAAAGAGUAAGUGGUUUUGCUGCGGUUAAUAAUCCAAGAAGGCGUGACAAGGGAAUUGGAUUCCGAGAACGACUAUUAGGAAAGGGGAUCCUUGUACAAACCCUAGAUGUUGGUUUACGGGGACCAGAUUCUUGAAAAAAUCCCCAAUUGUUGUGAUCCUGCUUUUUAGCAUUUCAACCUUUUUUUUUUCAAUUUAUCUUGUUUUCUUUUCAAGUUUUCUUUUUUCUUUUCUUUUUUUUUUUUUUUUGGUUGUUGAAAGU